AUGGCUGCGUGGGAGACGACUGUGAUGGGGACUCGGGUCAAUGUGGGACCUGUCUGCUCUCCAACGAGCCAUGUAUGCACCGGACCGCGCUGCCGUGUUGUCAGCUGUACCGGCAGGGACUGCAAGAAUGGAAUCUGCACGGGAAAGCAUUGCCAACCCGAGGACAGUGACUGCGAGAACAAAGAGGCUGCGAGCUGCACCAACUGGAUCAGUAGUUCUCUCGUCAAGCCCGCAUCGACUUAUUUAACGAAUACAGUCACUACCGCCUGCAAGACCAUUACUGCGUACAAUGCUGAAGUCACGACUGCAACUAAGACCGUAGAUAAGGACGGAUUCGUUGAAUUCACAGUUACCAUUAUUGACAAAGACGAGACACUCGAUACCACAAUUGAAUAUUCGCUCUCUAGCGAUAUCUCUGCCUACUACUCAGUUACUGGUCCGCCAUUGACGCUACCUCUACAUCAACUACCGCUGCUCCCACAACCACCGGCUCCAACGGCGGCGGCGGAGCUCACAACUCCAUCCCAAACUCCUUUAUCAUCUACAAAUACCUCGUAG
Molecule: messenger RNA, 558 nt
Organism: Aspergillus affinis
Lineage: Eukaryota; Fungi; Ascomycota; Eurotiomycetes; Eurotiales; Aspergillaceae
Exons: 1
Coding region: 1-558 (185 amino acids)
Source: RefSeq, a predicted model, not a curated record